Messenger RNA from Mercurialis annua (annual mercury), 354 nucleotides. Its product is annotated as oxoglutarate-dependent flavonoid 7-O-demethylase 1-like. The transcript is spliced from 2 exons. NCBI's taxonomy places the organism in Eukaryota, Viridiplantae, Streptophyta, Magnoliopsida, Malpighiales, Euphorbiaceae. The coding region runs from base 1 to 354 and encodes 117 amino acids. The record is from RefSeq and is a predicted model, not a curated record.
AUGGCUAUGGUGCCAAAGAACCUCGCAUGGUCUCUCAAAGUUCCAAGCGUACAAGAGCUUGCAAGACAAAAGCUUGAGAUUGUUCCGGUGAGGUAUGUGAGAGAUGAUCUCAUCGUCAAUACUCCUUCUGAUCUGUCACUUUCUGUACCGUUGAUUGAUAUGACCAACUUGGUCAACCCUCGGCCUAGCCGUGAUGAGCUUCACAAGCUUCAUUCUGCAUGCAAACACUGGGGCGUGUUUCAGUUGAUAAACCAUGGAGUUUCGAUUGAAUUGUUAAGCAACAUGAAGAAGCAAGUUCGAGAAUUUUUUGAUCUUCCCUUGCAAGACAAAGAACAAUGGGGACAGAAACCAUGA